Messenger RNA from Amborella trichopoda, 3067 nucleotides. RefSeq names its product LETM1-like protein (gene LETM2). Gene Ontology annotation, cellular component: mitochondrial inner membrane. Gene Ontology annotation, biological process: intracellular monoatomic cation homeostasis. Gene Ontology annotation, molecular function: ribosome binding; calcium ion binding. NCBI's taxonomy places the organism in Eukaryota, Viridiplantae, Streptophyta, Magnoliopsida, Amborellales, Amborellaceae. The record is from RefSeq and is a predicted model, not a curated record.
UAUAUCCAACGACUUUUAAAGUGCCCUAAUUUCUCCGUCUUUCUCUCUCUACAUUUUUUGCAACAUCUUCCAUAAAAUCUUAGUCCCAUGUGCAAUAAAAAACGUAAACCCUUCCAAAACCCCACCAAUACUUUGAGAUCAUUAAGGUACUUUCUCUCUCCACCUCACUAAAAAUUAUGUGCAAUUUCUCUGCGUUUCUGCUUGAUACUUUGAGGCAUGAGUGUUCAUUGGUGAAAGGGGAAAACCCAUAUGGUUUUUUGGCAAUUCAGAGGAAUAAACACAUGGCCAUCAUCGUUUGAUGUGUGCUAGGUUGCCAGUCAAAUUUAUAAAGUGUUUUUGGAAGAGAUAUGUCCAAAGACUUCUACUGUAAAAAGUUGAAGUGUUUCGAUCAUGGCUUCAAGGGUAAUCACAAGAAACAAGAGAUUUAUAUUGGGAUGCCUAAACUCUUCCUUUGCCUCGUCUUGUAGUUAUUCAAGUUUGAGACAUAGGCCUUUACCUUAUGCCUCACUCUCACAUAUUCCAAAUCAGGAUUCCACUUUGCCUCCUCCACAAUUGAAUGAAAGAAGAGAGAGAGAGGCAGAUUAUAAUCCUGGGGCUAAGUUUUUUGUGCCACCCAUCUCAAGAAUUUUGAACUAUGGAACUAAUGGAAAUUUGGUUUCAUUUAGAGAAAAUGGUAGGGUGGAAAUUCUGUAUCCACUUGGAAUCAGGUGGAUGUCUCAAUCAGUUCGUAAUGCCACUACCGCCACAGCUGGUCAACCAGAGAUGGACAAUAAGGAGGAAACAAAUGAAGAGCCAAGUACAAAACAAAUUAAGGAGGCUUCACCAGAGGAAUGUGAUCAAGCAGUAGAGGGUCUUAGCUCGGUAAAAGCAAGGGCUAAACAAUUGCAAGAGUCUCAAAAGAAAGCCAAGUCUCUUGUACAAAAGGUAUGGGCCAUGCUGUUGGGUAUUGGACCAGCUCUUCGUGCUGUUGCUUCAAUGAGCAGGGAGGAUUGGGCCAAGAAGUUGCAACAUUGGAAGAAUGAGUUUAAGGAAGCCUUGCAGCACUAUUGGCUGGGGACAAAGCUUCUAUGGGCUGAUGUGAGGAUAUGCUCCCGCCUUUUGAUAAAACUUGCUGGUGGCAAAAGCCUCUCAAGGAGGGAGCGCCAACAACUUACACGCACCACGGCCGAUAUUUUCAGGCUAGUUCCUGUCGCUGUCUUUAUCAUUGUUCCAUUCAUGGAGUUCUUACUCCCGGUGUUUCUGAAAGUGUUCCCCAACAUGUUGCCCUCUACUUUCCAGGACAAGAUGAAGGAACAGGAAGCUUUGAAACGGCGUCUCAAUGCGAGGAUAGAGUAUGCAAAAUUCUUGCAGGACACAGCGAAAGAAAUGGCAAAGGAAGUUCAAACAUCGCGUAGUGGUGAAAUAAAGAAAACUGCUGAAGAUCUUGAUGAAUUUCUGAACAAGGCGCGAACUGGAGGUCAUGUUUCUAAUGAAGAAAUCUUAGGCUUUGCAAAGUUGUUCAAUGAUGAACUCACUCUGGACAACAUAAGCAGACCAAGGCUGGUUAAUAUGUGCAAAUACAUGGGUAUUAGUCCUUACGGAACUGAUGCAUACUUACGGUAUAUGCUUCGGAAGAAACUUCAACAGAUCAAGAAUGAUGACAAAUUGAUCCAAGCGGAAGGUGUAGAGUCCUUAUCAGAAGCUGAACUCCGACAGGCUUGUCGGGAUCGAGGCCAUUUGGGUUUACUUUCGGUUGAGGAAACGCAACGGCAGCUUCGUGACUGGUUGGAUUUAUCUCUCAACCACUCUGUGCCUUCUUCUCUCCUGAUCCUCUCGAGAGCCUUCACUGUAUCUGGAAAGCUAAGGCCUGAAGAGGCUGUUCAGGCAACCCUGUCUUCUCUGCCAGAUGAGGUUGUGGACACAGUAGGUGUGACUGCCUUGCCAAGUGAAGAUUCCAUCUCGGAGCGUAAGAGAAAACUGGAAUUCCUUGAAAUGCAAGAAGAACUUAUCAAGGAGGAGGAAGAGAAAGAGGAAGAGGAGCAAGCAAGGAAGAAGGAAGCUGGAAUCAGUCAAGAAGAUGUAGCUUUGAAAGAGAUGAUUAUACCCACUGCAAGAGAAGCUCAAGAGCUGGCAAGAGAAAAGACAUUGGAGAAACAAGAGCAGCUAUGUAAGCUUAGCCGUGCUUUGGCUGUUCUGGCUUCUGCAUCUUCAGUUAGUAGGGAACGCGAAGAAUUUUUACGCCUUGUAAACAAAGAGAUUGAACUUUAUAAUAGUAUGGUGGAGAGAGAAGGAGAAGAAGGUGCAGAACAAGCUAAGAAGGCAUAUCAAGCGGCAAGAGAGGAGACUGAUCAUGCAACUGAAGUAGAUGACAAGGUUUCCUCAGCACUCAUAAACAGGGUUGAUGCCAUGCUCCAAAAUCUGGAAAAGGAAAUAGACGAUGUUGAUGCUAAAAUUGGCGACCGUUGGCGAAUCCUGGAUAGGGAUUAUGAUGGAAAGGUGACUCCAGAAGAGGUUGCUGCAGCAGCCAUGUAUCUCAAGGACACCUUGGGCCAAGACGGAGUACAAGAACUCAUCAGCAGUCUUUCCAAAGAUACAGAUGGUAAGAUCCUGGUUGAGGACAUUGUCAAACUGGGGAGCCGAAUAGAUGAAGAAGACGCAGCCAAAGCUGCAAAUGCCUAGAGUCUCUCUCUCUCUAAUAUACUUUUGUCUUUCUCUCUCUCAUAUUUUUGUUGGGUCUUUUUAAAUUGGAUAAGUUUAAUCCCAUUGAGGUAGUUUUGAGGAACUCCGUUUAAUGGGUCCCUAUGACCUCUCAUGCCAUAUUUGUUCCAAUACGUCUUCUCUCUAGCCUGUGAGAAGAGACCCGUUCCCAAUUCUUUGUUGCAGAGGCUGAUCAUCAUCAUCGUCAAAGCUUUCUCCCAACUAAUUUGGCGGAGGCUGAUACAAGUUUCAAUUGUUCGUUGCUGUAAAAAUUAUGAAAAAGAAAAAGAUUUAGAGACAUCAACAUAAAUGGACAGGUGUACUUGCGCUUUUGCAAGCUUGGAUGAAUUAUAUAUUUAUAUAUGUAUGGUAUGAGUUGUAUUUCAUGAGA